Botrytis sinoallii is the source of this 624-nucleotide messenger RNA. RefSeq lists its product as uncharacterized. Gene Ontology annotation, biological process: cellular response to oxidative stress; cellular response to carbon dioxide. The coding region runs from base 1 to 624 and encodes 207 amino acids. The transcript is spliced from 3 exons. Gene Ontology annotation, molecular function: zinc ion binding; carbonate dehydratase activity. Lineage: Eukaryota; Fungi; Ascomycota; Leotiomycetes; Helotiales; Sclerotiniaceae. The record is from RefSeq and is a predicted model, not a curated record. Gene Ontology annotation, cellular component: cytoplasm.
AUGACGAUUCCACUCCCCUCCCUCCGUUACUCUGUUCAAUCUGUUCCAGCCAAUCUACUCCAAUUCAACAAUCCAUCAGCCUCUUCUCCACCGUCGCCUCCACCUUCCCGGGACUCAACUACCAAUGCCCAAGAACCAAAAGAAACUGUACUCUGGAUAGGGUGUUCUGAUUCCCUGGUAUCAGAAACUGAUGCUCUCACAAAUGUUAAGAGAUCCGAGAUCUUUGUCCACCGUAACUUAGGAAACCGUGUGAGCGUUGGUGAUACAAGCAGUGGAAGUGCAAUUGAAUGGGCCGUAGAUGUUCUAAAGGUACAGCAUAUCAUAAUAUGCGGCCACUAUGACUGUCAUCUGCUUGAGGAAUCAGAAAGCGAUAGUAACAAUUGGUAUCGUGAUAUCAUCCAACUUCAUCAAGAGUCUGACGCACUCGAGCCACCUGCUCAAUCACCUCAAUCACGGAAUCGUCAUUUCACGGAACUUUACGUACUGUCGGAAGUAGAAUGGUUAAGACAGCAACCUAGUGUUCAGCGAGCAAUGAAGGAAUGGGACUGUCAGAUCCAUGCGUUUGUCUAUGACCGGGAUCAAAAUAGCUGCGUAAGAUUGGUACCAGAGAGUCAGGUAAAAUGA